CGGUGUGUAUGCGUAAGCAGUCACACACAAAGAUCGCGCCGUGGAGAAAAGUAAAAUUUAACACUAAAAAAGGUGAAAAACGCAGUGUGUUUUGAAAAUUACAUAAAGAGUUGUACAAGCAAGAGUGUGUCAGUGUAAUUUGAUAUAAAAUUGUGUGAAAAUAAUAUGCAUUUGAUGGUUACCAAUGUCCUCAAUGCCUUGGCUGGGUGACCUACGAUUGUGUUUGUCUAAAAUGGCGUCGAAUUCGAUGGAAAGUUAAAUGGCGUCCCACUAAGAAGAACGAAAAAAGUACACAUUGUAUAAAACAAAAAGCUGUACCUACUAAUACAUUAUUUUUUACGUUCCAGUGCAUGUGUCUAUUAAUAUAUUGAAAUUGUAACAAAAAGAAAAAGAAACUUUUAUGGCAUUUCAAAAUAUGGUGCAAUAUUUGUAAGCGGAAGGGUAAAGAAGGAAGGAGAAUACGAGAAUUGUAAAAAUCAAAUGACUCGUCGUAAUCACAAUCGUUGGCUGGGUCACAUACACCGUGGUUUGUUUGUGUGUGUCUCGUAUAGUUUUUAAAAGUAGUAAACGUGAACUAAAAAAAGAGCAAGAUUAAGCGAGUGUGAAACAUAUGCAAAACGAUAUCAUCAUCGUGUCAUUCUGAACCCGAAGUGCACUGAACGAAUAAGCGCGCGCGCGCAUCCAACAAAGUAAAGUCGGUGACGUCGUGUUUUGAUAUUGACUUUGGAGCAGUCCGAAAGUUAAGAGCAUAAUCGAGCAAAAGUAAAUAAAAAAAAACAAAGACAACAAUUUAAUCAACGCAGCAAUAACAACCAAAGAGUGUGUGUGAAAGAAAGCAAGCGACUGGAGAAAUACAAUUUUUCGACGCGUCUAUCGGUCAGCGGAAAAUCUGUUUUCUUCUCUGUAGUGAUAACAAGAACUAAAGGCCCAAAGAACUCUGAAGCCACCCGCUUCCAAGUUUUUUCCAGCCAAGCGUGUUACUUUGCGGCACUGUCAUCACUGACCCAUUGCCGCCCACUGUGGUGAUCCGUUUUUCUAGUUUUACGUCGUCACGGUAUCGUAUCAACUCUGUUUAAUUUUUCGUACGUUAAAUUGUUGUUUUAAACAACGUUUGUGUUGUUGUGAGCCAUUUUUCUUUUUAGUUUUUAUUUUUUUCUUGUGAUUUGUGUUUAAACGAAAAGGCCUCACCACGAAUUACCUAUCGUUUUCCUCGUCGCGGCGAUCAACUGUAGUCGCAACAAGUGGUGGCAAAACGCCGGCCGUCAGCACCACCGCAUUGGCCACUUCAGCAGGAUCUGCCUCUGCGUCGUCAAGUGUCUCUUCAUCCUCAUCGGCGCUUGGCUUAUUGAGUUCGAGCUUUGUGGGCAGCUUCUCGAAUCCUUUCAGCAGCAGCAGCAGCAGCAGCAAUAGUGGGGGUAGUACUAGCAACAACAAUAGCAACAAUUUUAGUAAUAGUAGCAACAACACUGCCUACGCAACCACAACCGAACCCGCAAUAGUAAUUCCAAACGUUGUAACAUUGCCACCCGCAUCUUACAAUAAAAAACAACAGACACAGACUCAGCAACAGCUCCAACAAUAUCGCUCUACUUCAACAUCUGCGUCUACAUCAACUACUGCCGGUACUUACUUUCAGAGCAAUCCAAACAGUGGUGGUGGCAGCAGCAGCAGCAGCAUCAACAACAGUGGUCGCACAAUGGCUGCUAGUGGCACAGCUGCACCGACCGGCAGCAGCACAGCUGCCGUACUCGGCACCUCGCCCACAUACGAACCGCUUGGCGGUGGUCCGCACGCCACCAUCGUGAAAGAAGGUUGGCUACAGAAGCGUGGCGAACACAUAAAAACCUGGCGUUCACGUUAUUUCAUAUUGCGCGACGAUGGCACUUUGAUGGGCUAUAAAAGCCCGCCGGUGAAUAAUGCACCCGCUGAUCCAUUGAAUAAUUUCACAGUACGCGGCUGUCAAAUUAUGACAGUCGAUCGUCCAAAACCAUUCACAUUUAUUAUACGCGGCCUGCAAUGGACGAACGUUAUCGAGCGAACAUUUUGUGUGGAAAAAGAGAUCGAAAGGCAACAGUGGACCGAUGCUAUCAGAAACGUCGCGAGUCGCUUGAGUGAAUUGGGCGAAACGGCCAUGUCACCAUCGACAUCAACAGACAUGUCUGACGUGGAUAUGGCAUCCAUUGCCGAAGUGGAACUACGUAAUAGUUUUUCCGUGCAGGGCACAACGAAGCGCAACAGUGGUGGCGUUAAGAAAGUCACACUUGAAAAUUUCGAGUUCUUAAAAGUUUUGGGCAAAGGCACUUUCGGCAAAGUGAUUCUGUGCCGUGAAAAGGCCACCGCAAAGCUGUACGCAAUUAAAAUUCUCAAAAAGGAGGUAAUCAUACAAAAGGAUGAAAUCGCGCACACAAUCACAGAAAGUCGUGUGCUACAAACUACGAAUCACCCUUUCCUAAUUUCGCUUAAAUAUUCAUUUCAAACCAACGAUCGUCUCUGCUUUGUGAUGCAAUACGUGAAUGGCGGUGAACUCUUCUUUCACCUGAGCCGUGAACGCCUCUUCACCGAGGAUCGUACGCGAUUUUAUGGUGCCGAAAUAAUUUCUGCUUUGGGCUACCUACACUCUCAGGGCAUUAUAUAUCGUGAUUUAAAAUUGGAAAAUCUAUUGUUGGACAAAGAUGGUCACAUUAAGAUUGCCGACUUUGGGCUGUGUAAAGAGGAUAUCACCUAUGGCCGUACUACGAAGACGUUCUGCGGUACGCCCGAAUAUCUGGCGCCUGAAGUAUUAGAGGACAACGAUUAUGGGCAUGCGGUCGAUUGGUGGGGUACUGGUGUCGUCAUGUAUGAGAUGAUAUGUGGACGUCUUCCUUUCUUUAAUCAAGAUCAUGAUGUACUAUUCACACUUAUCUUAAUGGAGGAGGUGAGAUUCCCUCGCACAAUAUCGGAUGAGGCGCGCAGUUUACUUGCCGGCCUAUUGGCUAAGGAUCCACGCCAGCGUCUUGGUGGUGGCCAGGAUGAUGUCAAAGAAAUACAAGCGCAUCCUUUCUUUGCGAGUAUUAAUUGGACGGAUUUAGUGAACAAGAGGAUAACGCCGCCUUUUAAGCCACAAGUGGUAUCCGACACAGAUACACGCUAUUUCGAUACAGAGUUUACCGGUGAAAGUGUGGAAUUGACGCCGCCAGAUCCUGCUGGCACAUUAGGUUCGAUAGCAGAAGAGCCACUUUUCCCGCAGUUCAGCUACCAGGAUAUGGCAUCCACAUUAGGUAAUUCAUCGCACAUCAGCAGCUCGGCUGGUCUUGCAUCGAUGCAAUAGAAUCGAAUAAAAUGCGAGUGACGUCGUUGCCAAUGGCUGCGUCGUCACCAAUAUACAAUUGAUCGUCCUUAUGAUCAUUACUGCCAUCAUCGUCAUCAGCAACAUUGUCAUUGUUAUUGUGAUAAACAGCAACAACAACAACAACAACAACAACAACAUUCACAACAACUGAAAAAGCAAACGGCUCAGAAACAACCACAACAACACAAUAAACUAAAGCAGCAGCAGCAGCAGUCGCCGCAGCCGCAGCCGCAUUCCCAACGCAAACUGCAAAUAUUCAAAAUGUGGCAGCCACAGUCACCGCAACAGCGCACACAACGCUUGCAUGCUGCUGCACAACUGCAAUUUAUUAACAGCUAUAUAUUCUUAGUGUUGCUUGCAAAACUGUUAAGAUUCCAUAGGCUGCAGCUUACUACGUCUGGCUCGCAUCUCACGCUUGCGGCAUGUUAAGCGGCACGGCACGGCACGGCUGCUGCCUUCGCUGCUGCAGUAAGCGAGUAUAAACCACAACUUGGUAGAUGAGGCGGCGUGGAAGUUAGUUGUUUAGAUAUAAGCACAGUGAUUUGUGUCCCAAGCACCGGCGGUGACUGCAGCUAUUCAGUGUGAAACUCAAUCAGCGGGAGCCUUAGUUGCUGCAACAGUCGAGUGAACAACUACACAACAGCAGAGCAGCAGCACAGCGAUGGCAGUAGUGGACGUAUGGGCGCGUUAAGCCGCCUCUUUAGCAGCAGCAGCAGCAGCA
Messenger RNA from Rhagoletis pomonella (apple maggot), 4049 nucleotides. RefSeq names its product RAC serine/threonine-protein kinase (gene Akt). Gene Ontology annotation, biological process: protein phosphorylation. NCBI's taxonomy places the organism in Eukaryota, Metazoa, Arthropoda, Insecta, Diptera, Tephritidae. The coding region runs from base 1697 to 3307 and encodes 536 amino acids. Gene Ontology annotation, molecular function: ATP binding; protein serine/threonine kinase activity. The transcript has 8 exons. The record is from RefSeq and is a predicted model, not a curated record.